AUGGAUGUUGAUUUAAGAACAUAUUUACAAUUAUAUCACUGUCAACUUACGUGGAAUGAUAGGAUUAAAAUUGUUUUUUAUAUAGUAAAAGCACUUAUGAGUAUUCAUAUUGAAAAUGCAGUUCAUAGGGAUUUACAUUCUGGAAACAUAUUGUAUUUACAAGAUAAUGAUUAUUGGUAUAUUAGCGACCUUGGAUUUUGUGGUCCUGUUGAUAAGCCAGUGAGGAGAUUCUAUGGAAAUCUCCGUUAUAUUGCUCCUGAAGUUAUCAAUGAAAAAGAAUACACUAAAGCGUCUGAUAUUUAUAAAAUUUCAUCUGGACGAUCACCAUUCAAUAUUCAUGAAAAUUAUUAUCAACUUGCAAUGGAUAUUUUAUAUGGUAAAAGACCAAAAAUAAUACCAGAUACUUUGCGAGAAAAGAUUGGAGAAAUUUGUAAAUCAUAUAUUCAACAUUUGCCAACAAAAUUCGAAAAAGAUGAAACAAAUAAACUUUAUGUAGCUCCAAUAAAUAAUGAAUUUUUUACAAGUAAAGUUUUUGAUUUUGAUGAUUUUUCUAAAUUAAGAAAUUCAGAAGGACAAGAAGGUAUUUCUUAA
Molecule: messenger RNA, 591 nt
Organism: Funneliformis geosporum
Lineage: Eukaryota; Fungi; Glomeromycota; Glomeromycetes; Glomerales; Glomeraceae
Source: the annotation of a GenBank genome assembly